Molecule: messenger RNA, 2387 nt
Organism: Symphalangus syndactylus (siamang)
Lineage: Eukaryota; Metazoa; Chordata; Mammalia; Primates; Hylobatidae
Product: protein FAM236A
Source: RefSeq, a predicted model, not a curated record
GUCCACAGCAGUUGGCAAGGUUUUGCGUUGCGGACCCUCGCUUUCUGGCGUUUCUGAUUCCCUGCCGUCCAAAUGUCCCUGCAGAAUCACAGAUGUCACUACCCUGACAUACUGACAGAUGCAACUCGCCCCUCAUCCUGCCUGAAGCCACCUACUACCACAUCCCAGGGUUACUAAUGAGGAGGUGAAUUGGGUCUCCUAGCCCAGAGGCCCUGCUGAUCGAUGUCACUGCCUUAAGCGUCAUCAUAGACGUCAGAAACCCUGGACCAGGCAGGCCCUGGGUGCACCCUGGAAUAGCUUAAGAGGGCGGAACCUUGGGAUGGUUCCCCAGGACUGAUUCCGGCCCCUGAGAAAACUCACUCAAAAACUGCAGCAGAAGGGGCUCAGGGACUCCGUGGGGCACAGUUUUCUCAUCUUGUUCUGCCACCUGGUGGCAGUUGGCUGCGUCUACAAGGAAACAGGUGGAAGCUCCAUAAAACCUGGGCCUUUCUUCCUGGGAAUUGCCAGCAGUUUGGAGCAACCCUCCUACUUAGAAAAUGAGUUUCUUUAUAUGAGAAUGAAAGUCGUGCUGGGAGAUGACAGUGUAGUUAUUUGGGUCUUCAUUUCCAUUCAUUUUUUAAGUUAACAAUUUAAACCUAGCUUUUAUUAAGCAUUUAAACACAACUUGCCGGUUUGGUCAUUUUAAUCACAUAGCUAGUCAUAUACAACUAUAAGAAACAUUACUUUCACUUGUUCAUUGGUUCAUGUUCAAUUAACUCCUAAGUUUCGGUGGAGUGGUGGAGGGGAAAACCUAACUGGAGUAGAUUCAAGGAGAGAAAAGGGAGAUAAGACAGACAAUGAGACCUGCUCACUUCUCGGAGGAGUUUCUAAGUAUUUCACAACACUUGCCUGGAAAUUCACAAGAUUUUGGGGAGAAUUUUUGUACACAUCAGAGGGAAUUAUGUAUUUACAUGAAAGCUAAGGGCUCUUUACGUCUGAUCUGCACACAAAUCCUAUGAAUCACAGGGCUGUCUGAAACCAUUUGAACCCUCUUCUCUGCAGCAUACGGUACAAGUGACCGCUCAGGCUGUGUUUCAACACGUCUAAUGUUGCUAAUCUCAUUACCUUACAAAGCCAGCGAUGGCCUGGUUGGUGGGAAGGACAUCUUCGUGUGAAUCCCGUCUGCAGCAUCUGUGGUCUUGUUAACCUCUUUCCCGGCUCCUUCCCCUGACCUCGUCUCUCUGCAAUUCUGGGUCCAUCUAGAACUCUGGUGUGACACCCCAAGAGCAGAUGUGAUGGCUGCGGUCCAGUCAUGGGCUUUUAGUGGAUAUGUAUUCAGGGGCAAACACAUAAUGCUGCAUUUACCUCCACACUAUGAAGAUAUACAGAGCCUUCAAUACACAUCGAUUACUCAUAAAUGUCUAAGUCUGAUGUAUCAGGAUCACUCUUAACAAUUUCAUCUAUAGGGUUCAACUGUUAAAUGUGAGAAAAACAGUGCACAGUAAUGUGACAAUAGUGUCCACAUGAAUGAAGUAGUUCCAGUUUCCCUGGGACUGAGAGCUUUCCCGGGACAGGGGCCUUUAAGUUUUAAAACCGGAAUGGUCCCACUCAUGGCAAACUAGGACCAUGUGUGACCUUGGCAUGCAAUGAACCAUUCAUGGCCAAAUAAAAUGAGCUACCUGUAGAAGACCUCUACACAUCAUGUUCUCUCGAGGAGGACCCUCGGGGCUGUUUCUGCUCAGCAAGCAGAAACGUGACUCGAGCCUGCUGGGAGGGCCAGGAGGAAGAAACAAAGGAAAGAAAGAUUGGAGGAGUGGGAGUAAGAAACACAGGAAGAGACGGAAUGUGACAUACCAGAAAUGUAUCCGCUGCUGGAGCACGACGCUGCAGGAGGGAGGGACGAUGGGGCAGGGGCAGAGGGGCUGAAUGGGGCGUGCAGGGGGCAGGCCCUCGGCCUCUUUGCACCCGGCAGAGUGACGAGCUUCGCCAGUGUCUUCAACGAAGUCCUGUCGGUCCCUACCGGCACAUCACACACUCCUGGAAGCAUGAUCUUCACUCCCUUCCUUCCACCUGCUGACCUGUCUGUCUUUCAGAAUGUGAAAGGGUUGCAAAAAGACCCUGAGGAAGUGGUUGCUGUGUCUGACGCCACGGAGGACCCAUCCGGUGGCACAGCCUUGCCCAGGGAACCUGCUCUUCUGCGAGGGUCUUGGAGGAGCCGGUUCCAGAGGGCCCUGGCAUGUUUCACCAAGUGCUUCAGGGGAGGAUAUCGGACACUCGGAAUCUGAGACCACCGGAGCCACAGACACAGGCGUGAACGGUGACCAAGCCCCUUCUGCUGCUCCAUGCCCCUGCUCGCCCCAGUGUCCCAGUCACCAGGCCUGAAAUAAAUGCUGGCACGCUUGACUGUU